AUGUCGGCAUUGCCUCUGGAGCCCACCUGUGCCCUCGAGCCUCCUCUUUUCUUUAGCCACCCUUUGGCAUCUACCGUGUGCCCACCACGACAAGAGGUCACGGUAGUUUCCUUCUUUGAAGACAUGCGCACUUGUGGUUCAAUGAAUGAACUGGGAGGAGGGGGGGAGGUCCAGUACAAUCGUGUCCGUCUUCCCCGAUCCGCCUCUCCGGCGCGCCAACUUCCUCGUAGCUGCCAGUCCCCCGCCUUCUCCGCGCGCACCACCCAAAAUUCUCCCGACCCAACAACCUCCAACGCUCUCGACCGCCCCCUCUUCCUCUUCCUCCUCCCAGCCUCCCGAUCGCUCCAGUGCGCCAUGAGCGAGGCACCCGCGACGACCGCCGCCGCCGGAGACGACCCUGACGCCACCGCCACCGCCAAUCAGCAGCAGCAGCAGCAGGCGCAGGCGCAGGCGCAGCCCGAGACGCAGGACGACGCGGACCAGCUGUCGGAGUUGCGGCAGAUCUUCCGGUCCUUCGACCGCAACAAGGACGGCAGCCUGACGCAGCUGGAGCUGGGCUCCCUCCUCCGCUCCCUCGGCCUCAAGCCCAGCACCGACGAGCUCGACGCCCUCAUCCACCGCGCCGACACCAACUCCAACGGCCUCGUCGAGUUCUCCGAGUUCGUCGCCCUCGUCUCCCCCGAACUCCUCGACGACCGUUCCCCCUACUCCGAGGACCAGCUCCGCAGGCUCUUCGAGAUCUUCGACCGCGACGGCAACGGCUUCAUCACCGCCGCCGAGCUCGCGCACUCCAUGGCCAAGCUCGGCCACGCGCUCACCGCCAAGGAGCUCACCGGAAUGAUCGAGGAGGCCGACACUGACGGCGACGGCCGGAUCAACUUCCGUGAGUUCUCCCGCGCCAUCACCGCCGCCGCCUUCGACAACGUCUUCUCCUGA
Messenger RNA from Triticum turgidum subsp. durum (durum wheat), 936 nucleotides. The record is from the annotation of a GenBank genome assembly. NCBI's taxonomy places the organism in Eukaryota, Viridiplantae, Streptophyta, Magnoliopsida, Poales, Poaceae.